AUGAACAGGAACCAUCAGCUCUUGCUCGUCAUCGGACUCGUGUUCCACUUUUUCUACCUAUGGUCCAUCUUCGACAUUUACUUCGUACUGCCGCUCGUCCACGGCAUGGACCACCAUGUGUCCACCACCAAGCCUCCAGCAAAGAGACUCUUUCUCAUUGUUGGAGACGGUUUGAGAGCAGACAAGACGUUCCAGAAGCUCAAGCACCCCAGAACUGGCGAGACCAAGUACUUGGCGCCCUACUUACGUAGUUUGGCGUUGGAGCAGGGUACCUGGGGAAUUUCCAAUACCAGAAUGCCCACCGAGUCCAGACCUGGCCAUGUGGCCAUGAUCGCUGGGUUCUACGAGGACGUGUCGGCCGUGACAAAGGGGUGGAAAGAGAACCCUGUGGACUUUGACUCCUUCUUCAACCAGUCCAAACACACCUACUCGUUUGGGUCUCCUGAUAUCUUGCCAAUGUUCGCCUACGGUGACGGUGUAGUCCCAGGCAGAAUCGAUGUGUGCAUGUACGGACACGAGUUUGAAGACUUCACCCAGAGUUCGAUCGAGUUGGACGCGUUCGUGUUCAAGCACUUCGACGAACUCAUGGCAAACCUGACUACUAACAAGACCUUGCACGACGAGUUGCACGAACAAGGAAACGUGUUCUUCCUCCAUCUUUUGGGCCCUGACACCGCUGGCCACGCCUACAGACCUUACUCCGCGGAAUACUACGAGAAUAUUGAGUACAUUGAUCAAAAAUUGGAAAAAUUGAUUCCACGUAUCCAUGAAUUCUUUGGUGAUGAAGAUACCGCGUUUGUGUUCACCGCAGACCAUGGUAUGUCUGAUUUCGGAUCCCACGGUGAUGGGCAUCCCAACAACACCAGAACUCCAUUGAUUGCCUGGGGGGCAGGUGUCAACAAGCCUAAAUUGUUGGCUGACUUGCCAGACCCAGAGGCUCAAAAAGUGGCUCAAGAUCCUGUGAUUAGUGGAUACGAGCAUGAUUAUUUUGACACUUGGGAAUUUGAUCAUUUGGUAAGAAACGACGUCAAGCAGGCAGAUAUCGCCUCUUUGAUGGCCUACUUAAUCGGGGCGAACUACCCUUCAAACUCUGUUGGUGAAUUGCCAUUGAACUAUCUUGAUACCGACUCGGUCACAAAAAUCAAAGCAUUAUACGCCAAUGCAUUAGCUAUCGUUGAACAGUACAACGUGAAGGAAAAAGAAGUCUACGAACAUCAAUUCAAAUUCAAGCCAUACAGUCCAUUCCAAGAUGUCCCCAUCAAAAAGUACAUGACUGAAAUCGAAGUGUUGAUCAACUCGAUUCAAUUGGGUACUCUUGGAGAAACUGAAAGACAUGCAGCAGAACUCGAAGCAAUUGAAUUAUCUGAAGACUUGAUGAAGAAGGCUUUAGAUGGCUUGACUUAUUUGCAAACUUACAACUGGUUACUCUUGAGAACUAUUGUCACCUUUGGAUUCUUUGGAUGGAUUUUGUAUGCAUUUAACAUCUUUUUGAAGUUGUUUAUCAUUUCAGAAGAAGAAUUGAAUUCCGAAAAGUACAAGCGCUCUCCAUCAGUGUUUCUUAUUGGUAGUUUUGCAGCAUUAGCUGUCAGCUUGAACUAUGUGUUGUUCUACCAGGGCUCCCCAUUCAACUACUAUAUGUACACCUUAUUUCCAUUAUACUUCUGGUAUACUAUUCUUGACGAAAAGAGAUAUUUCUUGUCAGGAUUGGACCAAUUCUUGCACGGUGUUUCCAUUGGAACUAAGCUUUUAAUUGUUGUUUCAUUUAUCGGAAUGUAUGAAGGAAUUGCAUACGGAUUUUUCCAAAGAUUUAUGUUUUCAAUCAUCUUCUUCAUUGUUGGAUUGUAUCCAUACUUGGUGAAUGACACAGCCAAACUUGGUACUUUACAAAAAAUUGCAUGGUUCUUUAGUUGUCUUUUCAUGUGUUCUUUCACAAACUUAGAUCCAGUCAAAGUAGAAAGUUUGACGCAAAUCAAUAUUGGUGCUUUAAUUUCCAUCCUUAUUGCAACUAUUUCCGCACAAAAAGUGUUCCAAAGAUCCAUUACUAGUACUCAAAAAGCAUUGAUAGUUGCUCAGAUCGUAUCAAUUCCGGUUAUUUUGUAUGCUACCAAUGUUUCAGUAUUGUCCUUACAGGCUAGAGAGGGUUUACCUUUGCAUUCACAAAUCUUGGGAUGGGUUACUUUUGUGGUCUCCUUAAUUGUCUGGCCAGCUCUCCACUCAGUUUAUCCAUCAUCUGACUACCAACUCCGUUUACUUAUAGUAUUCCUCACUUUUGCACCAACUUUCGUUAUUUUGACGAUUUCAUUUGAAUCGCUUUUCUACAAUGGAUUCUCUUUGGUAUUAUUGCAGUGGUUAUUUGUGGAGCAGGCCCUCAAGUUCUCACACCAGGAUAUUACUACUGCGCAGGCUAAGACCGGUCAGUUACCUCCCGGAUACUGGCUCCAAGUUAUCAGAAUCAGUAUUGUGGGAUUUUUCUUCUUACAAGUUGCAUUCUUUGGAACUGGUAAUGUUGCAUCCAUCUCAUCCUUUUCACUCGACUCAGUCUACCGGUUAAUCCCAAUCUUUGAUCCUUUCCCUAUGGGAGCUUUGUUGAUGCUUAAAUUGAUCAUUCCAUACGUGUUGUUAUCUACCUGCCUAGGAAUUAUGAGUCACCAGUUGGAGAUCCGCAAGUUCACAAUUUCCACCUUGAUCAUUUCGACCAGUGACUUCUUAUCGCUCAACUUCUUCUUCCUUGUGCGGACCGAGGGUUCGUGGUUGGACAUUGGUGUUAGUAUCUCCAACUACUGUCUCGCUAUCUUAUCGUCGCUCUUCAUGUUGAUAUUGGAGUUGGCCAGUUCUGUGAUCUUACGGGGUGUUGAAAUUGAACGAGACGGCCCUAUCAGUUCUCGGUUAAGACUGAAAAAGAACCAAUAG
Molecule: messenger RNA, 2910 nt
Organism: Suhomyces tanzawaensis NRRL Y-17324
Lineage: Eukaryota; Fungi; Ascomycota; Pichiomycetes; Serinales; Debaryomycetaceae
Gene: MCD4
Product: mannose-ethanolamine phosphotransferase
Exons: 1
Coding region: 1-2910 (969 amino acids)
Biological process (GO): GPI anchor biosynthetic process
Cellular component (GO): endoplasmic reticulum membrane
Molecular function (GO): mannose-ethanolamine phosphotransferase activity
Source: RefSeq, a predicted model, not a curated record